AAAAUGACAAAAAGAACAUCAAUAGAAGCAAUAAAUAAAAAUAAUUAUUCAUCAAUUGAUGAUAUUAAAAAAUCAUUUCAAUCAAAUAUGGAAACUUUAUUAGAAAAAGAUAGCAAUGCUGAAAACAGUUAUAAAAGAAAAUAUAUUAAUUUAAAAGAAUCAGUGGGUACAAUUAAAAAAUUAAGAUUUACAGAAACUGAGCAACUUUUCGAAGAGUUUAAAAUUAAAGCUGAACAAAGAGAUUCUGAUGCCAGAAAACUUAUAAAUAAAAUUAAAAGAGAAUUGGAUAAUUAUAAAACAAGUAACAAAGUAUUAAAAGAAACAUUAAAUUCAAAUCAUGGAUUCGAUUGUGAAACUAUAAGAAAAGAUAUUUUAUUAAGGGUUGAGGACGAUCAUAAAUUUUCAAUUUCACAAUUAAAAUUAAAUUAUGAUGAAAAGAUGUCACAAUUAGAAAGUUCAAGUAAUCAAAUGAUUGUUGAAAGAGAUCAAAAUAAAGAAAAGAUUACACAAUUAGAAUUGGAAAUUGAAAAAUUAAAACAACAAAACCAAGAACAACAAGAAAAAGAAAAAUUGGAAAAAGAUCAAUUGGAAAAAGAAUUUCAAGAUAAAAUAAUUCAAGAAAAAGAAAAAUUAGAAAAAGAAUAUCAGCAACAACAACAACAACAGCAAAAAGAAAAGGAGCAACAAGAUCAACAGGAUCAAAAAGAAAAACAAAAAAUUCAAGAUAUCAGUUUAAUAAUCAAAAAUAAUGAGCAAAUCGAUCAAUAUUACAAGGAUAUUAUCCAAGAGUUAAAGUUAAAGUUUGAGGAAGAAAGCAAAAAUAAUAAUUUGAAAUUUGAACAGAUCAUAAAGAAAUCAGAAGAGAAAUUAGCAGAGUCAUCAAAGUUAAUUUUGAAAUUAGAAACAGAGAAAACAGACUUAUUGGGUAAAUUUCAAAUGUUAUCAAAUAAAUUUCAAGAAAAGUCAAAUAAUCACAAGGAGUUAUUAAUGCAGUUUGAAGAGUUAAAACAAAAUAUUAUUAAUGAACGUGAAGAAUUUAACAAUAUAAAAAAUAAAGAAAUCGAACAAUUAAAUAAAAAAUUACAAGAUAAAUCAAAUGAAUUGCAAGAGUUAAAGGAAUCGACCGAGCAAUCAAAGAUCGAGUUACAAAAAGAAUUUGAAGAUAUUCAAGCUAAAUUUGAUGAAAAUUUAAUGGAACAGCUCAAAAAGAAAGAUCAAGAACUCGAGGAUCAAAUCAAAAAACACAACGAAGAAAUUGAAGAAUUGGAGGAAAGACUUGAAAAAUCAAAUGAUGACUCUUUACCAACUGUUGAAAAUCUUUUAAAUCAAUUAAAAGACCAAAAAUUAGAAUUGGAUAGUUUAAUUUCAAAAAAUACAACAAGUUUAAAAUAUAUAGAGUUAUUCGAAAUUUUCACUCAUCUUAAAAUUAUCCAAGUUACAGACACUACCUAUGAGCUUAUUUGUCAAAAUCAAUCCAAUAAUGCCAAAAUUCAUUUGAAGUUUUCAAUUGAGGAGGAUGGUAGUUAUAGUUGCUCAACAAUUUCAAUUGACAAUUGCAAAGAUGAAAAUAAUAUGUUUUCAGAAGAAAUUAUUUUCACAAAAGAAGAUGCAUCAGGAUUUUUAGUAAAUAUGUUAUCAAUCAUACUUAAUGAUCAAUAA
This is a messenger RNA of Dictyostelium purpureum, 1659 nucleotides long. RefSeq lists its product as uncharacterized. The coding region runs from base 4 to 1659 and encodes 551 amino acids. NCBI's taxonomy places the organism in Eukaryota, Evosea, Eumycetozoa, Dictyosteliales, Dictyosteliaceae. The transcript is spliced from 5 exons. The record is from RefSeq and is a predicted model, not a curated record.